AUGUCGGCAACUCUUCCUCCUGACUAUAAAUUCGUUCCUUCUGAUGCUGAACUGAUUGGGUUUUAUCUCUACAACAAGGUACACAAUUUACCUUUUUCCCGUGAUACCAUCCCAGAAUGUGACCUCUAUGGUAGACAAGAACCCUGGCAAAUUUGGGAAAUGUAUGAAGGACCCAAAUUGGCCAAUCAAGAUCUCUACUUUUUCACUCUAUUGAAGAAAAAAUCCAACAAGGGCUCAAGGAUUUGCAGAGGAGUGGGUUCUGGAACAUGGCAGGGUGAAGAUGGGGCAAAAGAAAUUAAAUUUGAAAAAACCCACUUGAAAAUUGGGUUAAAGAAGCGGUUUAGAUACGAGAGUAAAGGUUCGGAACACAAUGGGGAUACGAGAGUAAACGUUCGGAACACAAUGGGGUUGGAUAAUGCAUGA
Molecule: messenger RNA, 423 nt
Organism: Pistacia vera
Lineage: Eukaryota; Viridiplantae; Streptophyta; Magnoliopsida; Sapindales; Anacardiaceae
Product: protein CUP-SHAPED COTYLEDON 1-like
Exons: 1
Coding region: 1-423 (140 amino acids)
Biological process (GO): regulation of DNA-templated transcription
Molecular function (GO): DNA binding
Source: RefSeq, a predicted model, not a curated record